GUUCUGGGGAGGGAACUUGAGCGUCUAGGGACGGACCAGUGCAAAUGUCAGAAUGGCUUUGUCCAAUGUGAUGGCGGUGACCAGUGCUUUGCUGCAAAUGUGCCAGAUGCCACGAACAGUUCAGUGGAGGCCUCCUUAUCCAGCUUUGUGGCGGAGGGGCCCUUCCAAUGUCGGCCCUGCCCGCUUGCUAGCAACGGACAGCCCAUGGCUCCAACACAGGACCGCAUGCACUGCCUGCCCUGCUUGGUUGACGAUGCUGAUCCUGAAGCCACAGCUGGAUACUCGGAGAAGUGGGGCGAUUGCGUGUGCCCAGAGGGCAGUGCCCUCAAAGAGCGGACAAGCGAUGGCUCUUACCAGCUCCACAAGACAUGCGUAAAGUGUGCUGAAGGGAUCCUGUUCAGCCCUACGUCGGAGCCUCUCCCUAAUUACGACUGCAACCCUUGCCCAGACUUCCAGCGGAUGUACCGGCAGGCUUCUUCUGGUCAGUGCAUCUGCAGACAAGGCACCACGAAUAACGGCUACUUGGAUGCUGGUGGGUCUUGUGUCAGCGCGGCAGAGUUCAAUGAGAUCAACGAUCAGUUUCCAGAGUCCUCCGCCGUCACCGUAGACUUUCGUGACCUCAUCGAUGGCCGCGAGGGCUGGUGGCAGUCAGGUCCUUUCGGGCAGUUUCUGGGUAUUGAGGCCCGGACAGGCAGCACGCUUCAAACGCUCAGCUUGGACGCAGCAGGCCAAGACGUGCGGGUCAGUAGCGCAGCCAUGAAAUGGCUCUAUAUCCGAUGCGGCGUGGGCUGCCUUAGGGGGAAUGCCACAGCCUGCCAGUGUAUCUCGAAUCUGUGUGUCUUGCAGCUGUACGAUGAUCAGGCUAUAGUUUGCAAUUUCGUUCAGUUUCUGUAUCAAGGCAAGGCCCGCGUAGGAGACAGCACGGCAAUAGAGGAGAUGCCCUGGCUAUACUACAGCCCCCAGCGGCCUCUUCAGACUGUCCAAGAUGCAAGCCUGAAUUGGCGAUACACCUUUGCUGAUGUUUUGGUCUUUUGGUUGGCCUCGUACUCCUUGGAAGGCUCCUGGCUCGGGUGGACGAAAUUGGAGUCACAAUUGGAUCCUUGCGCUAACUUUGCAUCCACUUCCAAGCAGCCAAGAAGCUUGCCUUCAGCUUGGAGGCGUUUCGGAAGCUCGCUCCGGUCGGAGUGCAAUAUCCUAGCACGGAGCGUUCUGGAGUGCGGAGCCAACCCGAUUCUCUAUGACUUGUUCAUCCAGAACACUGAUGGGACUCUGGUGCCUGUGCCGGUGCGGAUCUUGAACCUGGUGCAGAAUGGACAGCGUCCCAACCUAAACCCAAGUGAGGGCGAAGUAGGAGAUGAUGUGCUUGUCCGCCGAUUUCUUCUCUGCGAUGCCGUCUCCGGACGAGAGAGUGGCCCUGGAGGCCCAGGACAGGCCUACCUGUCUGGUACGGGCUACUUGCGUGUGGUGCGGUGGGCGGCGCACCUCGCAGUCCAGGUCCGUGUGCGGCCAGAAGGAGAUGGACAGAUCUACACCCCCGUGGUCAGCAUUGCGUAUGCUGAGAAGAGGACGGACAAUCUGCAGGAAGACACAACGGUCCCUGGCAGCUUUGCUGCAGAGUACAGUACGGACACGUCUGGCUACUGGACAGCAGUCACCGUCUUGUUCGUUUUCCUGAUCCUGCUGCUGCUUUGUCUGGUGAUCUUCAGACUGUGCUUGCUCAGUCAGCGAUAUCCCAAUGCGCCGGUGUACCCGGAUCCGCACCUGUUCGCCCCCAGGCUAGUGCUGCAGGUACUGGUGAUGUGUUCUACCACGUGUUCCCUGCUUUUCUGGUUCCAAUACACGAUGACGCUAUUCUGGCUGAUCAUGUUUAAAGGGCAGAACGUUCCACUCCUUUUGCUGCCAUCUGCCUUGGGCGGAGGGCAGUACGAGGCCCAUGACGUCAUGCUUGUGUUGGUCUUUUGCUUGGCAAUCUUCACCGUCAGCUUUGGCCUCUGGAAGCAUCUCAGGAUGUUUUUCUUCCUGGUUGACUGGGAGAAGCCUCGCGGUGACCGUGACACUGUGGUAGUCCCGACCCAGCCAUCCCAGCCGCCACCUCCACCGCCGCCUGGUCCCACGCCACCUGCGCCUCCACCACCCGGAGGCCAGAUGGUGGGCUCCCCACUGCUCGGGGCAGGCUUUGCCCAGGGCUUCGCACCCAGAGAUACUGGGAACACUGACGCUGUGGCAAUCCCUGAUUCGGGCAUUUCUGCAUGGAGGACGCUCUUCGUGUGCAACGAGCUCAAUGAACGCUUGACUGCGACACGCGCAAUUCCUGAAGUGACAUGGCUAUCCAUGGUGGCCCUGUUGGAAGGGUGCAAUUGGGUGAAUGCUGCGAGAUGGAACACCCAUUACGAAAGUGAGCUGUCAGCGCUCUCCGCCGAGUUCAACCCAUUCCUGCAAUUUGCACUGGGGGUUAGUGUUUGGAUGUUCGUCAUUGCUAUUCAGUUCAUUCUGCAACGCAUUGGCAGCAUCUUCCUGGGUCACGACCUGAAUGACUUCGUCGACGUGUGUUCAAUUGCCAACGUAUCUGUGCUUCUUGGCGACGACGAUAGGUUCAUUCUGGAUGAGCCCUUCCAUGGCUAUUACAUCCAUGGCAAAGCCCCCAGCAGCCGCGGGGACUGGGGUCACACAGAGCUUGAGCGGGUCCUACAUGAUGAGGACAAGGGCAUAGGCUUCAGCAGGGGUCUCACGCCAGACGGUUGCCAGACCUUUGAGAUGUUCCUGCCACCUGACACAGCGGUGCAACUUCCAAAUGGCAACGUGGCGCACUUUCGACAGGAGCUAGGCAAGGUCUUUGUGGAAGUGCAGCAGACUCAGGAUGUAGCGCAGAUGUCUCAGCACCGCUGCAGCGUUCAGUUGCUGGUGGAUGCCAUGGUGAAUGCAGUCAUGCGCGGCGCUGGUGAUGUGCUGCAGGUUAGGAGCGCCUUCAACUGGUUUUGGGGGAUGGGACCCGCAGGAGGAGUAGGUGCAUUGCCACAUCCCAUUUUCUACAAGGAUCAAGAUGGCAUCUCCUUUCCAAAUGGGCUUGGAUGGUCCUCCACGCUUGCGUAUGGCGCAGAGUUGCGAAUAUGUGGCAUAGGCAUCCCCACAGGCUUUGAGUGGCAUCUGGGAUUGCUAGAGCUGAUGACAUUUUCCUUACUGUGGCGCUUUCAGGGCGCUGUAGUUCUGGCGGCUGGCCUUGCCUACGUCCUGAACAGAUGCGUCCUUGCCAUGUACUCGGCUGCUGGAAGGCGAGAUUUUCAGGAUGCCCUUAAGCAGAUGCAGGGCCAAGUUGCUGAAGAUCUCGGGCGGAUGCGUGACGAUGUGGGGAAGUUGGCAGCUCAGCCUCCAUUCUCAGUCUUCAAUGGCACAGUACAGCUGGAAGUAGUGGCAGUGGUAGCGGACCGCGUUUCCACAAUCAGGAAGGCGGUUGGCCACAUGCUGUUUCGAAGCUGUCCAGAGUUCGAUCCAGUGGAGCUGGAGAAGAGGAAGCUUCUGGAUGAUGUGGCCAAAAAAGCUGCGCACGCAGCGUCCGAGAAGCUGCUCGCAGACAAGGCGCCCAGCCCUUCCCCGCCCACGCCGCGGGCGGGGCCGGAGCCCGCGGAGAUGUUGAAGCAGCUCCAAGCAAUGAUCAAGGAGGCGCCGCCCGCUGAGAUCGUGAAGGUUGAGAAGGUUAAGGCGGCGCCCCCCAGCCGCCAGCCUUCCCCGGAACCUUCGGUGCAGCCGCAGCCCAGUGAAGAAACCAUCCCGGCCCUCACACAGCCCGAGCCAUCGGAGCCAGAAGAGCCGGAGACCGCGGCUCCGAAGGCACAGCCCAAGCCGCAGCCUUUGGAUCUGCCAGAGGCCAGACCGCAAGCCUCUGAGGCUUCCCCGGCUGAGUUUGCCGAAGUUGAGGCCACUCCUGGUUGGGGUGCCAUGUCACCGGCAUAUCAGAAAGCACUGAAGGAAAUGCUUGCCCAAUGUCAGACGGAAGAGGAAAGGGUGCGCUUCAUGGUUUCCAUGGCUACCGAAAGGACGCGGCCGCGGAAACCAAAGAACACAGAGCCUUCCAACUUAGAGCUGACAUGGGGUGAGCUCCUGUCCCCGAAGGACGCUCAACGGGCGAAGCGGCCAUCCCUUACCGAGGAGAAGCCAAAGGUCGAUAAGGCGCAGGCUGAAGGGAAGGUUGAGCAACCACUUGCACCACCGGUGCUCAGUGUGCCUCCAAAAAAAGAUCCGGGAGAAAAACUUCAGACCACACUUACCAGGCGUGCCUUUGUAGGGGGGCUGGCAUCCUUCCUUCAGCGGUGUCGCCCAGACCUGAUGGCAGCCCCGGCCCCGGCAACAGCAUCUGCUGCUCCUCCGACUGAAGCAGUGCCAGCGGCUGGAACAGCACCUGCUCCAUCUGGGGCAGCAGUCGGAGCACAAGCAGCACUAGCAGCAGCGCCAGCAGCGGCAAAGGCAAAGGCAGCAUCUGAGCCAGCAACCAGUGUGCCAGCAAUUACGCUAGCACCAUCAGCAGCAGCAGCAUCAUCCACGUCACUGGCCCUUCCUUCUGCGGCAGCUUCGUCUUCCAAGCCAGCGAUGACAACCGCCUCUCAGCCUCCACUGCCUCCUCCCACUGGGCCUCCAGAAGCUGCCAAAGCUGGAGCACCAGCAGCCCCAGCAGUGGUGCAGCCAAAGCUGCAACGCGCUGCUUCGGCGUCGGUGGACACAUCAGCAACGGUGCUGGGUCCAGCUGGAGCGCCAAAACCCGCGGCUUCUCCCCAGCCACCAGUUGCACCACCAACAUUGCCCGGACCACCUGCAGCAACGCCUGUGCCAAAGACUACCAGCACACUGAGCGCUCCGCCUCCCAAUCCCACACCAAACCCUUCCACCUCAUCCAGCUCUGACGCGACCUCCAAAGCUCCCCCACCACCCAAAGCACCAGCAGCAACUGUGCCCCAGACGCCGCAACCUCCUGCCACAAGUGCGAGCGGCGAACCGGGAAGGGCCCCCGCAGCAGCAGUUCCGGUGCCAAAGCCAGCGGAUGCCACGCUGCCAAA
This is a messenger RNA of Symbiodinium pilosum, 5045 nucleotides long. Lineage: Eukaryota; Dinophyceae; Suessiales; Symbiodiniaceae. The record is from the annotation of a GenBank genome assembly.